GCUAGUAGUGCUACUGAGGAACAUGACGAGGAGGAAGAAGUGGCUAGCAAAAAAUCAUCGUCCUCGUCGUCCGGGCAUGGUAGUCAGUCUCAGGAGUCCUCCCCGUGGAAACGGUACCAUACAACCCCGCGGCACGGCGGUGUGCGUCCGGAAGUGGAGAUCCUUUCGCCGACGGCCAACGGGUCGGAGAUGCAUUUUCGCGGAGCCGGUACGUUGCAGCGGGCCCAGGUGCGGGUGUUUGGUGAGAAGUUGGCCGCAGAGGGGGCCCCAGCCGUGAUCCUCGGAUUCGACGCGAACUCCAAAACGCACAUGGAAUACGUGCACUGGGUAUAGAACAAGUUUACUUUUUUUCUCUUUGAAAUUGAAUAAAAAAUCAGCAGGCACCGGUACAAAAACGGUGGCGCACUGUAUCUCAUGGCUUUAGCUUGAUGUGUUUCGUCUUUUCUGCUCUAUGCCAAGCGUGCUACCCGUUUGAUGUAUUAGGUGGCACAAGGAUACGAGAGUAUUGUUCGGCAGGAUGGGCGCAAUGUUCUUACGAGAUGUGAUGAUGAACGACCGUCGAUAGACAUAGAAGAUUUAGAUCAUUUACUUACUUAGUUACAAUUACAUCAUAACUGGCUGCACGUGCACGACCGGAUUACUUAUAUUUCAUUUCAACUUACGAAUACCACAGGUGUACCAGAACUUUUUGUUCAAAAAGGAAUACGAGAACAUGGUCCCCACGAUGAAGGAGGAACUGCAAAACUUCAGUGUGGGCCAGAAGUACGACGAAGAAGUCCAAGAACUCUUCCUGGAGCAAAUGCCGAACUUGAAACGGAUUGCUCCCUAA
This is a messenger RNA of Amoebophrya sp. A120, 829 nucleotides long. The record is from the annotation of a GenBank genome assembly. NCBI's taxonomy places the organism in Eukaryota, Dinophyceae, Syndiniales, Amoebophryaceae.